AUGCGGCUUGAUUGUUCUCUUGACUAUCUUUUUCCUGUGUUCUUUAUACAGACACUGGUCCCUCAGGUUGAACACGCAUUUGUGGAUCCAAAGAAAUCUGAUCUGCCUGGAUACGCAAUUUUAAAUACUUCAAAAGGCACUAUAAUAGUGGAACUUUUCAAGGAUGUUUCUUUUGAAGUUAUUGACAAGUUCAUUGACUUAUGUGAAAAGGGGCACUUCAAGGGGAUGCAUUUUCGUCAUGUGAUAAAGCAUUAUGUGAUUCAAGCAGGCAAUGUUGAUAGCCUUGGGGCUGCGGAAGACUGGACUUUGAAGGGGAAACGUUAUAGUCAACUUGAUACAAGGGUCAUCAAAGGAGAAGAUGUCGCUCAGGAAAUUGAAGAAGUGGAUACAGAUGAAUAUUUUCAACCCAAAUCUCAUAUAGGGAUCAUCAAUGUGACUCUAAAACAGAAAAUCUGA
Hevea brasiliensis (rubber tree) is the source of this 456-nucleotide messenger RNA. Its product is annotated as peptidyl-prolyl cis-trans isomerase CYP21-4-like. Bases 1 to 456 code for a protein of 151 amino acids. Gene Ontology annotation, molecular function: peptidyl-prolyl cis-trans isomerase activity. The record is from RefSeq and is a predicted model, not a curated record. Gene Ontology annotation, biological process: protein peptidyl-prolyl isomerization. Lineage: Eukaryota; Viridiplantae; Streptophyta; Magnoliopsida; Malpighiales; Euphorbiaceae. The transcript has 6 exons.